Fukomys damarensis (Damara mole-rat) is the source of this 1884-nucleotide messenger RNA. RefSeq lists its product as uncharacterized. The transcript has 5 exons. NCBI's taxonomy places the organism in Eukaryota, Metazoa, Chordata, Mammalia, Rodentia, Bathyergidae. The record is from RefSeq and is a predicted model, not a curated record. Bases 754 to 1659 code for a protein of 301 amino acids.
CAUGACUCAGCAUCUCUGGUUGGCUCUCCAAACUACCCAUCUCCUCUGCACCGAGCCUCUGAUGGACCCUCUAUGCAUGCAUCUGUCCGCCACCCACGCACGGACCUGUCUGCCCACCUUCCAUGUACCUCUCCAUACACCAGUCUAUUUCUGUACCCAUCCACCCACCCGUCCACGCCUUGUCCACAUUCCAACCUAAAGUCAGCGGUACCCAGGCAACGUGGUAAGAGCCGUACCUAGCCACCUGGGUGAAGUCUGCUGGGACCCUGAGGGAUAUCAGGACUGUUGUCGCCUUGGCACCGGAUUUCCUGCUGCAGACCGGAGCUCUAGACUCACAGGAAGAGUGUGACUUUCCUUAUUGUCCCAGACCUCAGUGCUUGGCUUCCCAAGGUGGUGCGUUGGAGAGGCCAGCGGACACGUCUGUAGGACUGACCCCUUUGUCCCAACGCUGCUGCGCAGGGCUGGCCAGGUCCCCCAGGCUCAGUCCAGGACCCUCUCCGGAGGCCCUUGGUCUCCCUGAGGGCGCAGGGAAUCGGGCCCCGCCCCCUCGCUCUUUCUGUAUUUGGCUUCUUGUGCAUUCUGUGGCUUCUGCUUGGUUUCAUUCCUCGCUGCCUGACAGAGAGAGUGGGUUUGUGCAGUUAAGGGGGCACCUCGGGGAGGAGGGGCUCUGUGUGCUUUCUCCUCUAGCAAGCUGCAUCCAAAAAAUAACUCCUUCCACAGCGGGGACAAAAAUAGCCCAGGUGCAGGGCUCAGAUGGGGGUGGGAGGCCGUGCAUGGAGCCGCACAGCUUUUUCCCUGCAACAUACGCCCACCUGGUCCCUUGGCCCGCAGGGACCACGGCCCGCUUGCACAUUUCCCGACCCCACCAUCCGGCCAGCUAGCAGAGUCUCUGGUAUUACUUACCUCUUUGUGUCUAAGUUAAUUCAUUAUCCAUCCUAUGUGUUUGCAGUUGUUAAUUCACCCACCCUCACAUCCACCCGCAGAGCCACCCACUUACCCUCCCGUCGACCCACCCACCAUGCAUGGACCCAGUCACCCGCCCGCCCUUCCGUCUGCCCACCCCGUCCUCCAGCUAUUCCCCCAGCCACUGAUUCACUGCACUUUCGAGCCAAUUCAAACUCCCAAAUGCCUACAAGAGUUACUAUCGCCUGUCAGACGCUGUGUCAGGCUCUGCGACUAGCAAGUGAAGGAGACAGGCCUGGUGUCUACCUGUGUGCGAGUCCUGCAAGUCACUUCUGGGAUCAGGUGAGGAGCUCAUCGCAGAGGUCCCAGGGUUUCCUGACACCAGCCCGCCGUGAACUUGGUCCUGUGCUGUCCGCUGCAGUUGGAAGCUGGACUGCCCGGCCCAGUGUGUGCCUGGCAGAUGAUCUGCCCUGGAGCAGGGAACAGCACUGUGCACAGGGAAGGCGGGCCCUUCAAAACCCCAACAGACUGCACCCCAUCCUGACCUACAGAGCAACCUCGGCCCCCUGCCUGCUGCAGCCAACAACGACCCAGGCAGGAAGUGGGGCCGGGGACCGCGAGUCCUCUCGCUCUCCUCUCGGCACACGUGUCUUCCUGCUCAUCUCUCAGUGGGUGCCUUUCUGGGUGCCCUUCUGGGUGCCCAGUUUACCAAGUGGGUGCCCAGAGAGAUUUGGGGUUCGGUUAAGCAACAAGUAACACUUUUAGAACAAAUGUAUUCCAUGCAGUAUGUGAGACACGUCUACGCUAAAAAUUACCCUUUGUUUCUCCGAAGUUCAAGUGUAAUAGGCGUCUUGUGCUCGACCUGCUUGUCGAAAGGGCAUUGUGAAGCCAGGUGCAGUUCGCUUUCCUGCCCCACUCACGUUGAUUGAGCCUGGCUGUCACUGCUAUUAGAGUCAGACUAAGGAUGCUGCAUAUUCAAUA